This is a messenger RNA of Pygocentrus nattereri (red-bellied piranha), 3205 nucleotides long. It is a transcript of the gene cd40, whose product is annotated as CD40 molecule, TNF receptor superfamily member 5. NCBI's taxonomy places the organism in Eukaryota, Metazoa, Chordata, Actinopteri, Characiformes, Serrasalmidae. Gene Ontology annotation, cellular component: CD40 receptor complex; external side of plasma membrane. Gene Ontology annotation, biological process: positive regulation of angiogenesis; positive regulation of blood vessel endothelial cell migration; positive regulation of endothelial cell apoptotic process. The record is from RefSeq and is a predicted model, not a curated record. Gene Ontology annotation, molecular function: antigen binding; CD154 receptor binding. Bases 2 to 1279 code for a protein of 425 amino acids. The transcript is spliced from 9 exons.
AAUGCAUGUAAGGCAUCACAUGAAGGUCAGCAGAAUCAGUGAGAUCUGGGGUGGGAGGCCAGCUCCCACACAGAUUUCUGCCGCAAGUGUGCAGAUAGUGAAAGCCUGGGCUACGUCAGUGCGGGUGAACGCCAGAGCAGAGAAACUGCGGGAUAAAGGAGAGCUGCUGGGAAAUAGUCGUGUUGGUGCGCCGUGUUUUCUGAGAGGGAAAGGAAACCCCCUUCACGCAGCAGCCAGAGGGGCGCACCAUAAAGGCGUGAACAACAAACGGAAUACAAAACAGAAACAUUCUGCUUCACAGACAGUCAGAGCUUUCGUGGCUAGUGGAGUUUCUUCACCUGCACUCGUAGUUUUUGGCCUAAAACUAUCAAAGAUGAGAGCAAUCUCCAUUAUUCUUUUGGUCUUCCCUGUUCUGGUGUACUCCUGUGACGAGCGAGAGUAUCUUAAAGAUGGUCUUUGCUGCAAGAUGUGUGGCCCAGGUUCAAGAAUGAAGCAGAAUACAGACUGCAUGGAUCCACAUUGUCAGUCAUGUGAAACUGGACAAUACCAGGAUGGUUUCACUAAGGACACCAAAUGCAAACAGCAACCUUACUGCGACCCUAAUCUAUUUUUUCAGAAUCAAACUAAUCCAAGUAAGACCGAGCGCACUCAAUGUCAGUGUAUGCCUGACCAUCACUGCCCCACUCCAGAAUGCAUUGCAUGUCAGAGAAACACAGUGUGCCAAAAAGGGGAAAAAGUCAAGGAGAUUGGCACCCAGUUUUCCGACACAAAGUGUGAGCCCUGUCCUAAUGGAACAUUUUCCACUGAACCCUCCGCCAGAACCUGCUCACCGUGGAAAGAGUGUUCCUCAGGAACCGUUGAAAGUGUGCCAGGCUCUUCCACAUCUGAUCGGAUCUGUGAAUAUCAUUCUAAUGUAAGACUGGGUUUAUAUAUUUUCGUUGGACUCGCGCUCUUCAUUAUCCUCAGUCUUGCAGUGUUCUGCAUCUACAAAAAAGGAAGAACAGGAUCUGCAUGUCUAGAGGAAAAGAUACAGCAGCACUGUCCUCCUUUGUUCCACAAUAAGCCUCAACCUGCUGAAGAAAAAAUAGCUAUAAACUUUGAACAGCCGACCUUGGAGCAUACCAAUGAACCAGAGGAGGACAAUGAACAAGAUGACCAUUUUAAGCACGGUCUGUCCGCAAACGGCCUGCCCAUUGAUCAGGAUCAUAGCAAAAUAUCUAUUCUUUCUCAGCCUGAAACAGUAAGAAGCUCAGAAGGAAGCUAUUCAGACCAUCUUUAAGAUACACAUGAGAUUGUGAGAGAAGAAAACUUUUCAACAGCGUCUUUGAGUGCAUUACUUGGUCACAUGUUAGUAUGCUGCUUGUCGGGGACAUGGAGCAGUUGACAUUUGCUAUUAGAAAUACAGUUCUUAGGAGUAGCUGUAACUUUUAAAUCAUUUCCAUAGAAAACAGUUUCACCAUACUGAGCAAAACGCAGAACCCUGAUGACUCAAAGUACAUAUUUAAGAAGCACCUGCCCCACUGGCUUUUACGAUAGGCAGCUAGGUUUCAAAUCAACAGGUUUCCUGUUGUUUUACUAUGUUAAGGGAGAAUGUAUUGAAAUUAUUGUCUAAGGUAAUUGACCACAUGAUACAGAAGCAGAUAGAGAUUAGGUAGAAAACGCUGGAGUAUUCAUUUAAAACGGAAUUGUUCACAGUGGUGAUGAGAGGAACCAGACAUCCAAAGCAUUUAAUGCAACUUAAAGCUCCCUCACAAAAAAAUGAAUACAUGGAAUGGUUAUGAAUACACUGCCUGAUACUAGUUCUGACAUAGGAUUUUGGCCUAAAUUGUACUUUUUUAAACAUUCAUGGCAGAGAAGUACAUGCAGGGUGCUUUGAGUAUUUUUCCAGAUUGACCACUUUUUUAUCCUGUGGCAAAUCGUGACUAUUAGCAGUAGGCUUUCAAUUCGGGCCAUAGAUGUCAAAACAAAGUCAGACCAAGAGGAACAAAACACCCCGACCACAAUACUAAUUUCUGCCAGCAUCCCUAUUGGAGCUGGAAUUAUCGUUUGUUAGCGCUAAGAUCACAAAUUAUCAUGUAAUUAGCAUGAACAUUCUAGAUAAAACAGACAGUUAAAACUUUUAAUUCCAUGUUUCACAUGAAGACAUAUCAGCAUGUAUUUUAACUUGUAGCAGUAACUCGUGCAGAAGCAGCUGCCGUUGUUUUCCGUUUCUAACUGUUGAACCUGUUCACAGUCAGUGACGUAUGUAGGACUCCCAGAGGACAUAGUGAGGGUUUUUUUUUUUUUUUCGCUAAAUUGGCCCCGCCCAUUGGAAAUCAAAAGCUGAUUGGUUGAUUCCUCUGUCACUUUGCAGGGCUAGCUUAACAAUAUCCUGCUAGAGAGCACAGUGGGGAAACAGUUCCUGGACUUGUUUCCACCCAAUAUGUAACAACAUAGCAAGAGUAGUACUGUAACACAGGCACAGUGUAGGCUCACUGGUAGUUGAGGCAGCAAAUAAAAUGUCUAUAUUUGCAAUGUAGAUAUCACAGCCCCUGGUUCCUGUCACCACCACUGUAAAGAGUUUCUCUACAAUGAACUAUUCAAGAUCAAACCACCCUGAAGAACUUUACAGUUUACAGUUGAAUUAUUGAAUCAGGCAUACAUUUUGAACGCUAUGUAAUAUAUUUUGAAAUAUAAGUAAUUCCAUGCAGCCACACCAUGUUCAUUCAUUUUGUCAGCUGUUUCGAUGGUACGGUGUCCAGUUAAGGUGACCUCUGCAUGUUCUAAACCCCGGCUGCUCAUGAUACAGAGUGUUAUUUUAUUCUACUCUAAUUUUCAGCUGAUUUGUAUAUUGUAAAUGGCUUGUUCUGGUGUGGCUUAUGAGAGCUGUUGCACUACUUUCUGUAGCUCAUCAGUUGAGUAUUCUUAUAAUAUAAUUCUUGUGUCUACAGUAUUGUGCAAAAAACAACUACAUGCAAUAAGAAUUGUUUGUUUUUAAAGAAACGCUUAUUGAUAUCCUUGUUAGUACACAUAUCUGAUUGCAUGAAUUGGUUAAAUAAGUUAGUUGCUAGCCGUAUUUGCGUAGUACCUUACGUUCCAAAUAUCUAACCUGUUUGCCGUGUUCAUUUGUAAAUAUAUUGUUUUAUACAUCACUGUCUGUUUUAAUAUUUUUAAUCCAGCAUGAAUGUAGGAACGUAAAGUGAAAUAAAUAUUUAAAAAGAACUGA